GGUAGGAGGAGUGGGAAUCACAAGCAUCGCUCCGCUGCCGGAGAGUUGGAAAGCAGAGAUUUUUCAACAAUAAAGCGUUUAUUUGUCUUUUCUUUUUAAGAUGACGUUAGUCAGAGUUCAUUCGGGUACAUCCUAGGAAGUUCUCCGAGGAGAGAAAGAUUAUGCUGUAAAUGUAUCAAGAACCUGGAGCCAAGCAUGAAAAAGGCGACCAAGCCCACGGCCGCCUCCUCCAGAACCUCAGGAGGCUCUAAAGCCCCAGGCAGACCAGAGGGAAGCAGCAUUAUGGGCACAGGUGGCAAGAUGACUAACAAAACUCAGAGUUCAGCUCCACUGCCUAAGGCAAAGAGUAAUGAUGAUCUCCCAGCGGUGAGCAGUGGAGCUGUAUCCGUUAGCAACAGUAACACUUCUGCUAGAAACAAGAGAGGGAGCUCCUCUCAGAACACCAACAGCACUGACACCAAGUCGAAGACCAGUUCAGGUCUUUCAGGAAAGCGUGCCAUGUCAUCCACAGUCAAGGAUCCAGGCACGACCCGAGAGAACUUGCGAGAACGUACCAGAGCUAGUGUUGCCAAAAAGGCUGUUGCACCCACAGAUGCCAUGCUUCCAAAAAGAUCACGAUGUGGUACCCUAGCAGAGACAGAUUCUCGGACAAGCAAAUCUCGCUCAGACAACCAGAUAAGCCAUAAAGCAGUGCUGGAGUGUCAAGUGAAGGACCUGCUUGGCUUAGCCAAGACCAAAGACCUGGAGAUCCUCCAUCUCCGCUCUGAACUUAAAGGUAUGAAGGCUCAGCUUGGUCUGGAAGAACUUGAGGCCCCUAAUCCAGAACAAGUAUCUCAAGACAACAAGCAGCCUCAGGAGAAAGAGGUUUCUUCUGUGAUCAGUGCCACAGAUGUAGAGUCCACUCUCCUCCUCCUUCAAGACCAGAACCAGGGCAUCCUUGAUGAGCUAAAUAUGCUGAAGAGUGAAAACCGGAUGCUGAAGGAUCGUCUAAAUGCUCUCGGCUUUUCUCUGGAGCAUCGUCUAGACAGCCCUGUCAAAGGUCUGUGCUGCCUGUCCCUCAGUCCUGAGCCUGUAGCUGCUGGCUGCAGUGGAGGUCACUGUGAACACAGGGGUGGUGGUAUGUGUCCAUCUUCUGCAGAAGGCUCUGCCCAAGGCUCUAUAGAGGACCUGCUGUCAGAAACAAGACGUUUAGGCCCUCCUGAUGCAUUGGACAGUGAGUGCAGUGAGGCCUACCAGCCGAUCACCUCCAGCGAUGAUGCUCUGGAUGUGCCUUCAGGUUGUGGAUCGUCUUCUGAAUCAGAAGGAGGGCCACCGAGCCGGGAACGUUCCCGCAGGGGCAGCAGUGGGAACACUAGUGAAGUUUCCAUGGCCUGCCUGACUGAGCGCAUCCAUCAAAUGGAGGAGAACCAGCACAGCACGGCAGAAGAACUCCAGGCCACUCUGCAGGAGCUUGCUGACCUGCAGCAGAUCAUACAAGAGCUGACCACAGAGAAUGAACGCCUGGGUGAGGAGCGUGCCAUUCUGGUUGACUCCCUCUGUCAACAAGGGGAGCGUCUGGAACUAUACGGAAGACAGCUGGACUACUUCCGUGGCCUGCUGGAUGAGCAUCGAGUGGCCUACGCCAAGGAUGAAGAUGCCAAAAGCGUCCGAUAUGUGGAGCUGGAAAGGCGCUACGCCGAGCUGAACGAUGGCUCACAUUUUGAGCGGGAGCAGCUGCUGGGUGUUCAGCAACAACUAAGCAGUGCUCUCAAGAUGGCAGAACAGGAGAAUGCAGAAGCCCAAGGCCUGAUGGGAGCAUUGAAGGAGCGUGUCCAUGUGGCGGAGAGAGCUGUGGAAAUGGAGCGGAGGGAGCAGGCAGUUGCCAAUGCGGAGCUGGAAGCGCUGAGGGUAGUGUCCGAAGGGGGGCAGGUGGAGCUGAAUCGCUGCAGGAUCCAACUUGAGCAAGAGCGGCAGAGAGUUGCCCAGCUCCUCUCCAUUCACAACGCAGGGGAUAAAACAGACAUCCGCUACCUGCUGGACAGCGAGAGAUUAGACAAAGAGCGUGCAGAGGCCAAAGCAGCUCAGUUACAAGAGGAAUUGGGGUACACACGCAGUGAAGCUGCCCAGCUCCAGGACGCAAUUUGCAAGCUUGAGGGUGAGUUCCGAGCAUUUCGUGAUGAUGUCCAGGCACAGUUAGUGGAGCAGAAGCAGCUCCUGGAGCAGCAGUGCUCUGAGCUAGAGGAGAAGGAUACUGAGAUCGCUGACAUGAAGGAGACCAUCUUUGAGCUAGAGGAUGAAGUCGAGCAGCAUCGUGCUGUCAAGCUCCAUGACAACCUCAUCAUUUCUGACCUGGAGAAUUCUAUCAAAAAAUUACAUGAUCAGAAAUAUGACAUGGAGAAAGAGAUUAAAGUUCUUCACAGAAAAUUGCGGGAGGAAUCAGCCGAGUGGCGUCAGUUCCAAGUUGAUCUGCAAACAGCGGUCGUAAUCGCCAACGAAAUCAAGACAGAAGCUCAGGAGGAGAUCGGAGACCUGCGUCGCCGCUUACAUGAAGCUCAGGAUAAAAAUGAGAAGAUAAACAAAGAGCUGGAUGAACUAAAGAGCAAGAACCAGGAAGAGGAGCGUGGCCGAGUGUAUAAUUAUAUGAAUGCCGUGGAAAGAGACUUGGCCGCACUGAGGCAGGGGAUGGGCCUGAGCAGACGGUCCUCCACUUCCUCUGAACCUUCACCCACAGUCAAAACACUCAUCAAGAGCUUCGACAGCGCCUCACAAGGUCCUGUUCCAGCUAGUCCUGCCGCUGCUGCUGAUGUUGCUGUUGCUGCCGCUGCCGCUAUUUCCAGAACGCCUCUCAGUCCCAGUCCCGUCAAAACCCCUCCAGCCGCUGCUGUCUCUCCUAUGCAGAGGCACACCAUAAGCUCAGUCAAACCUCUGUCGUCAGCGCUGGACAAGAGGCCGAGCUACACAGACCUGAGCAUACCAGCAGACCACCUCCUCCGGACCUCACCUGUAACACGCCCCAGCUGCAGCCUCCAGAGGGGGACAAACAUAGAUUCAACUAAGUCCAUAUCAGUUUCUCGCAGAAGCAGCGAAGAGUUAAAGAGAGAUUUGUCGGUAACCGAUGCAUCCACGGCAUCUUCAGUCCUCGCGCUGGGCUCGUCUUCUCCCCAGCUGUCUUUAUCGUCCAACUGCUCUUCCCCGACUGCCUCUGUCACGCCCACCACACGAGGACGUUUACGAGAGGAACGGAAGGACCCUCUGUCUGCGUUAGCCAGGGAAUAUGCAGGAUCCAAGAGGAAUGCUCUGCUCAGGUGGUGCCAGAAGAAGACUGAGGGUUAUCAGACCCGGGUCUGUUCCUGCCUCUCCAUCUCCUGCUGUUGUGGCCCACUCUGAUGAACUCAUCACUUCCUUCCACUCCACUCUCCGUGGGUUGCCACAAAGCUCUGCCAAUUUACGCCAUCCCUUUGCACAUUUACACCGGCCUGCCACAUCUGAUAAAGGCUGUUCCUCUUUUUGCUAGAGGAUGCGGGUGAUAGCGUAAUCUGAAAGAGAGUGAUUUUGUUUCUUUUGGAAACUCGAAUGUAGAUCAGAGGAAUGGGUGAACAAAUAUCAGUUCCAGUAAAUUGUCACAAUACAGCCUACGUAUUUCAUUCUUGAUUCCAGAUUUAACAAACAAAGCAAGUCUUGAGAACAAAAAACACAUAUAAUAGAAAAAAAAAAGCAUGAUGAUGCUUUUUAAUUAUACUUGCUAGCUGCUUUAUCAUAAUUGCACCAAUAUUACCUCUCAGAAAUUUGGGAACGGUAAAGAAGUCUCUUAUAUUCAUGAAGGCUGCAUUUGUUUGAUCAAAAACACAGUGAAAACAGUAAUACUGGGAAAUAUUAUUCUAAUUGUUUUCUAAUUGAAUAUAUUUUAAAAUGCAAUUGAUUUCUGCGAUGGAAAGCUGAAUUUUCAGCUUCAUUACUCCAGUCUUAAGUGUCACAUGAUCCUUCAGAAAUCAUUCUCUGUUAUAAACAUCUCUUAUUAUUAUCACUGUAAAAAACGUCUUAGUAGAAAGCCGUUUGAGGAAGCCAUGAUACUUUUUUCCAGGAUUCUUUAGCAGAAAGUUCAAAAGAACAGCAUUUAUUUGAAAUAUAUAUUUUUUGUAACAAUGUGAAGUCUUAAAGCCCUUGCUGAAUAAACAUAUUAAGUUCUUUUCAAAAAGUCUUACCAGCCACAAAAUUAUGAAUAGUAGUCUAUGUACAUAUGCAACACGUGAGAACUGUAGAUCUGAGGAGGGCAUUAAUGAACGCAGAGCCUCUUUCCUGGUCACAACAACACCAUAAAUGGCCCCAACGAGUCGGGUGGCUACUUCCGUGUAUGGAUUGAAGCAUGUGUGAAGUAUGUUGAUACAGAUAAGCAAGGCUGUUGAACAAACACUUCAGCACAAGGUGAGACUGUCAGUGAGUGAAUAUGAAGAAGUAGGUGAACACUAUUCUCAGAACAGCAUUAAAGUUCAAUUUGGUUCCAUUUUGUGGCAGUGCAUGAGAAAAUAGUUGGUGUGCACCAGUGUAUCUAGAAAACAUCUCAUCCAUCUAGGUGUAGGUGUUGUAAACAUGUUAUUUUUGAAACUAUUGUUAUUUACAAACCAUUUCUGACCCAGAAAUAGUGCAUUUUAUGUAUGUAAUUUUACAUGGAAUAUGAGAUUUAUAUUCACAUAUUCAGGACUGUUUACGAACAGAAUUUUGUUAAAUAUUGUGUCUUGUGUUCAUGUUCAGUAAAAUGACCUUAUCUGUGGUUGAAAGCACUAAAUAGGCAAAAUAUUUACUAAACAAACAAUGUAAUGUUUGCGUGUAAUGUAAUGCAUGUAGAAAGAUAAGGUUUUUUGUCAACAUGCGCUGUAAGUAGGGUGACCAUAUGCGCCGUUCAUACGGGACACGUUCCAGAGAAGUUUGACCAAUAACACGCAGGUAUUGUACAUAAUCGACCAAUCGUGGGGCUGCGUGUGAGAAGGUGAGAUCUAGAGGGAACGGUCAAAGCGAUGCAAAUAUGCACACGCGUUCGUUCGAUUUGCCUUGAAGCGUCGCUGAGCACAAAUCCCAAAAAAAACCAAAGUGCGCCACAAUGCUUCAAGUAAAACGAACGAACAAACACAUGAAAGCGAUUCGAAAGCAUAAGGAGCCCUCUCCUCUGCUCUUUAUAGCUCUCAUGAAUGUUACAAAACGAUCAACCUGCACAGUGCAAAUAGCCAAAACCUGGAUGUUUUAGGCAAUAUUAAAAUCCUGGCUGGGACUUGUCCCGUAUGAACGGCGCAUAUGGUCACCCUAGCUGUAAGUGUCUCCAAAUAAGAUAGGCAUGCUUAAUUGUAUGAAAAGCAAUGUGUCCAACGUUUGUGUAAACAUUGGGGAAAAAAAAGACAUUAUUUCUGUCAAGAUUUACAGCUGUGGCUCUUAACUACACCCAUAAUGUCACAGGGACACCGAAAGAUUCACUGCUUCAUCAGUCCCCUGAAUCACCCACCCAAUCCCAUCAGUUCAUCUACUGAAAUUGUAAUUUUUGA
This is a messenger RNA of Carassius auratus (goldfish), 5510 nucleotides long. Its product is annotated as cytospin-A-like. Bases 196 to 3366 code for a protein of 1056 amino acids. Gene Ontology annotation, molecular function: protein binding. The transcript is spliced from 14 exons. NCBI's taxonomy places the organism in Eukaryota, Metazoa, Chordata, Actinopteri, Cypriniformes, Cyprinidae. The record is from RefSeq and is a predicted model, not a curated record.